This is a messenger RNA of Ailuropoda melanoleuca (giant panda), 2173 nucleotides long. RefSeq names its product mucin-2-like. Bases 53 to 2173 code for a protein of 706 amino acids. The record is from RefSeq and is a predicted model, not a curated record. The transcript is spliced from 3 exons. NCBI's taxonomy places the organism in Eukaryota, Metazoa, Chordata, Mammalia, Carnivora, Ursidae.
CCCGACAGCUACUACUAACUUUACAGCUAGUACUCCUGUUCCUAAUACCACUAUGCCUUUCCCCCCAAAUACUACCGCUAGCAGUAGUACUUUUCCAAUCACAGGCACUCCUUUCCCGACAGCUACUACUAACUUUACAGGUGUUCCUAAUACCACUACGCCUUCCCCCCCAAAUACUACCGCUAGCAGUAGUACUCUUCCUAUCACAGGCACUCCUUUCCCGACAGCUACUACUAACUUUACAGGUGUUCCUAAUACCACUACGCCUUCCCCCCCAAAUACUACCGCUAGCAGUAGUACUCUUCCUAUCACAGGCACUCCUUUCCCCACAGCUACUACUAACUUUACAGCUAGUACUCCUGUUCCUAAUACCACUACGCCUUCCCCCCCAAAUACUACCACUAGCAGUAGUACUCUUCCUAUCACAGGCAUUCCUUUCCCAACAGCUACUACUAACUUUACAGGUGUUCCUAAUACCACUACGCCUUCCCCCCCAAAUACUACCGCUAGCAGUAGUACUCUUCCUAUCACAGGCACUCCUUUCCCCACAGCUACUACUAACUUUACAGCUAGUACUCCUGUUCCUAAUACCACUACGCCUUCCCCCCCAAAUACUACCGCUAGCAGUAGUACUCUUCCUAUCACAGGCACUCCUUUCCCGACAGCUACUACUAACUUUACAGGUGUUCCUAAUACCACUACGCCUUCCCCCCCAAAUACUACCGCUAGCAGUAGUACUCUUCCUAUCACAGGCACUCCUUUCCCGACAGCUACUACUAACUUUACAGGUGUUCCUAAUACCACUACGCCUUCCCCCCCAAAUACUACCGCUAGCAGUAGUACUCUUCCUAUCACAGGCACUCCUUUCCCCACAGCUACUACUAACUUUACAGGUGUUCCUAAUACCACUACGCCUUCCCCCCCAAAUACUACCGCUAGCAGUAGUACUCUUCCUAUCACAGGCACUCCUUUCCCCACAGCUACUACUAACUUUACAGGUGUUCCUAAUACCACUACGCCUUCCCCCCCAAAUACUACCGCUAGCAGUAGUACUCUUCCUAUCACAGGCACUCCUUUCCCGACAGCUACUACUAACUUUACAGGUGUUCCUAAUACCACUACGCCUUCCCCCCCAAAUACUACCGCUAGCAGUAGUACUCUUCCUAUCACAGGCACUCCUUUCCCGACAGCUACUACUAACUUUACAGGUGUUCCUAAUACCACUACGCCUUCCCCCCCAAAUACUACCGCUAGCAGUAGUACUCUUCCUAUCACAGGCACUCCUUUCCCGACAGCUACUACUAACUUUACAGGUGUUCCUAAUACCACUACGCCUUCCCCCCCAAAUACUACCGCUAGCAGUAGUACUCUUCCUAUCACAGGCACUCCUUUCCCCACAGCUACUACUAACUUUACAGCUAGUACUCCUGUUCCUAAUACCACUACGCCUUCCCCCCCAAAUACUACCGCUAGCAGUAGUACUCUUCCUAUCACAGGCACUCCUUUCCCGACAGCUACUACUAACUUUACAGGUGUUCCUAAUACCACUACGCCUUCCCCCCCAAAUACUACCGCUAGCAGUAGUACUCUUCCUAUCACAGGCACUCCUUUCCCGACAGCUACUACUAACUUUACAGGUGUUCCUAAUACCACUACGCCUUCCCCCCCAAAUACUACCGCUAGCAGUAGUACUCUUCCUAUCACAGGCACUCCUUUCCCGACAGCUACUACUAACUUUACAGGUGUUCCUAAUACCACUACGCCUUCCCCCCCAAAUACUACCGCUAGCAGUAGUACUCUUCCUAUCACAGGCACUCCUUUCCCGACAGCUACUACUAACUUUACAGGUGUUCCUAAUACCACUACGCCUUCCCCCCCAAAUACUACUGCUAGCAGUAGUACCCUUCCUAUCACAGGCACUCCUUUCCUGACAGGUACUACUGACUUUACAGCUAGUACUCCUGUUCCUAAUACCACUAUGCCUUCCCCCCCAAAUACUACCGCUAGCAGUAGUACUCUUCCUAUCACAGGCACUCCUUUCCCGACAGCUACUACUAACUUUACAGGUGUUCCUAAUACCACUACGCCUUCCCCCCCAAAUACUACUGCUAGCAGUAGUACCCUUCCUAUCACAGGCACUCCUUUCCUGACAGGGUCUACUGAUUACAGCUAG